This is a messenger RNA of Papilio machaon (common yellow swallowtail), 2514 nucleotides long. RefSeq names its product glycerol-3-phosphate dehydrogenase, mitochondrial (gene Gpo1). Gene Ontology annotation, biological process: glycerol-3-phosphate metabolic process. The transcript is spliced from 15 exons. Lineage: Eukaryota; Metazoa; Arthropoda; Insecta; Lepidoptera; Papilionidae. Gene Ontology annotation, cellular component: mitochondrion; glycerol-3-phosphate dehydrogenase (FAD) complex. The coding region runs from base 347 to 2512 and encodes 721 amino acids. The record is from RefSeq and is a predicted model, not a curated record. Gene Ontology annotation, molecular function: glycerol-3-phosphate dehydrogenase (quinone) activity; calcium ion binding.
GCUAAAUCGAACGCUCUAAAAGCAAUGUCAGUCGCUCGCUGGGUGGGUCGCGGUUAGAAAAGCCCGGCGAGUUACGCCGGCCACGCGUUACUUCGAUUAACUAACAUGUUAUUUAGUGUUUAGUAUUAUAUCAAAAAUCAAUAAUAGUGAGUAGUAAAAUACCUUCCUAUAAUAUAAUAGUGAUGUGCUAACUAACUUUUAUCUGGACCUGCGUGAAUUCUCAUUGAAAGUUUGGGACCAAUACUGCAAAAAUUGUCGAUGCCCUUGCGUCCUAUAAUUAGUUAUAUUUAUGUAAUACCUUAUUACACGUUUAUAUAGAUUCUCCGUUGGAUUCAUUAUAAUAAAGAUGUCGCGGAGAAGGUUGUUGCUGGGCGGUGCGGCGGGCGUCACCGGCGCUGUCAUGGCGGCUUGGGCUCUCGCCGCCGACGACUCCCCAGUCGAAUGGUACAAACCAGCAACUGUGUCGGCACGCACAGAGCGCCGCAAGAGGCCGCUACCGUCUCGCACCGAGCAGGUCAACAUGCUGCAAGCGGGGCACACGUACGAUGUGCUCAUCAUUGGCGGCGGGGCCACGGGUGCCGGCUGCGCGCUAGAUGCUACAACCAGGGGUCUUCGUACCGCCCUAGUUGAGGCGGACGACUUCGCAAGUGGCACAUCAAGUCGCAGUACGAAAUUGAUCCACGGCGGCGUGCGCUACUUGCAGAAGGCCAUCAUGCAGCUCGACUACGACCAGUACAAGAUGGUCAAGGAGGCGCUGCACGAACGUGCUAAUAUGUUGGAAGUGGCACCACACUUAACACGUCCACUACCGAUCUUGUUACCGGUGUACAAGUGGUGGCAAGUACCCUACUACUGGUUCGGUAUCAAGAUGUACGAUCUUGUGGCGGGCGACAGAAACGUGAAGAGCUCCUACUAUUUGUCGAAGAAGAACACACUCGAAUUGUUUCCUAUGUUGAAGUCGGAUAACCUUUGCGGUGGUAUCGUGUACUAUGACGGACAACAGGACGACGCUCGUAUGAAUCUAGCAAUAGCAUUGACAGCAGCCCGGCAUGGUGCUACCAUAGCCAAUCAUGUGAGCGUCACCAAAUUGCAUAAGACGGCUGGCAAGCUGAGCGGAGCACGACUCAGGGAUGAGAUGACAGGGAAGGAGUGGGACAUAAAAGCUAAAUGUAUCAUCAACGCGACCGGACCCUUCACUGAUACCAUACGGAAGAUGGAUGAUGAUACCGUGAAAGAGAUCUGCUGUCCUUCGUCAGGAGUUCACAUUGUACUGCCUGGAUAUUAUAGUCCGGAGCACAUGGGUCUUCUUGACCCUGCGACGUCCGACGGGCGCGUGAUCUUCUUCCUGCCGUGGCUGAAGGGUACCAUCGCCGGCACCACGGACCUGCCCUGCCAGGUCACACACAACCCCAAACCCACUGAAGAUGAGAUCCUGUUCAUCCUCACAGAGGUCAAGAAUUACCUCAAUCCUGAUGUUGAAGUCCGGCGCGGCGAUGUACUGUCUGCGUGGUCCGGUAUCCGGCCGCUGGUGUCGGACCCCAACAAGCCGGACACUCAGUCGUUGGCGCGCAACCACAUCGUGCACGUCUCUCCUGGAGGACUUGUCACCAUCGCAGGCGGCAAGUGGACAACCUACCGCGCCAUGGCCGCGGAGACCAUAGACACCGCCAUUCAAAGUGCAAACUUGAAGCCGCUGUACAAAGAGUGCCAGACGGACGGAUUCCUGAUCGAAGGUGCCCACGGCUGGACCCCCACCAUGUAUAUACGUCUCGUGCAGGACUUCGGACUUGAAAUGGAGGUCGCACAACACUUGGCCAAAUCUUACGGCGACCGCGCAUUCGCCGUCGCCAAAAUGGCGGCUAUGACCGGCAAGCGGUGGCCCAUCAUUGGCAAGAAAGUUCACCCCGAGUUUCCUUACAUUGAUGCUGAAAUCAGAUACGGAGUGCGAGAGUACGCGUGUACUGCAGUGGACAUGAUAGCUCGCAGACUGCGGCUGGCCUUCCUCAACGUGCAGGCCGCAGUGGAGGCGCUGCCCGCCAUCACUGACAUCAUGGCUGAAGAACUCAAGUGGAGCGAUCAAGAGAAAAACAGACAAAUCAAAAUGGCGAGCGAGUUUCUGGCCAACGAGAUGGGUCAGAUGGUGAACAGGGCGAGUCGCGACAAGAUCCCCAUCAACCUGAGCAAGGAGGAGAUACAGACUUACAUCAAACGUUUCCAGAUCAUAGACAAGGAUCGCAAAGGAUUCGUAUCCAUUAACGAUAUCAGGAGAAGUCUUAAGAGUAUGGGUGUGAAACCGACUGAUGCAGAAAUAAGUUCCAUAUUAUCAGAAAUAGAUUUGACUUAUCACGGCCAGUUGGAGCUGCAGGACUACCUACAGAUGAUGUCGGCCAUUAAAUCUGGUCACGUGGCGUACUCGCGUUUCGCGCGCAUGGCUGAGAUGGAAGAAGCACACCAAGAGAAGGAGGCGCUCAAGAAAAAGAUCACCGUCGAGAGGAGCGGCGGAGGCUUGUAAAA